This is a messenger RNA of Tuber melanosporum (Perigord truffle), 3726 nucleotides long. RefSeq lists its product as uncharacterized. Gene Ontology annotation, cellular component: nucleus. The transcript has 3 exons. The record is from RefSeq and is a predicted model, not a curated record. The coding region runs from base 1 to 3726 and encodes 1241 amino acids. Gene Ontology annotation, molecular function: RNA binding; poly(A) RNA polymerase activity. NCBI's taxonomy places the organism in Eukaryota, Fungi, Ascomycota, Pezizomycetes, Pezizales, Tuberaceae.
AUGACGACAACUACCGGUGCUAGCGGAACCCCUUCAUCUCGAGAACAAUCACUUUCCUCUUACCAGACUGCGAUUGCUAUUAUCCCUCCGGUUUUCUACCACCCGCAGACCAACGCCCUCCGUUCACUAUACGAUAAGUCCUACUUGAGAUGGCCUCCGCACAUCAACGUGCUCUACCCCUUCGUUACGCCUGAGAGCCUCCCGUUAGCUGUUCAAAAUCUCCGAAGGGUGGUUCAGGAGAGCAAGGAUGAUGGGUUUGGGUUUUGGUUAAAGUUGGAUCGGCCAGGGAGCUUCCGACAUAAGCAGAAUGCCACAAUAUUCCUCUCGCCGGGUCCGCAUGAUGGUGGGAUGGUUGGGGACCCAGAGACAGCAUCUGGGAGAGCCCUGAGACGGCUUGAGGGAUUGCUAUCUAGCCAAUACACAAAAAAAGGAAGGACGGGUGAUGGUGUUUAUAGACCGCAUCUUACUUUGGGGCAGACUUCCUUAGACCCAAUGCCCCUGAAUUCUUUGCUGUCUAAGGCUGAGAAACUGGUGACGGCGAACAGAAUUUCAAUUGAGCCGUUUAAAUGGUUUGUGACAAGGCUAGCGGUGAUGAAAAGAGAUGAGGAGGGAAAUAUGAGGAUUGUUGAUGAAAUCCUUCUGGGAAAACGGGGCACCGAGGAGGCGGAGAAUGGAGAAGGGGAGGCGGAUACGGAGUCCGAGAUUGACAGAGUAUCUGGAGAGAGUCUGGACGAACUCCAGAGGUUAGGUCUUGGCCCAAGAGAGAGCUUCGGAUAUUUCAGGCCAGGUGCCUCCUGUCAGUUUUCUACGGAAAUUAAUGAUUGGGUUCCGGUCGACCUCGCAAGUGUUCAAGGGCGAAGGUUCCUCCCGAAGGAUAUCACAAUUGCUACCUACAAUGUCUUGACGGAUUCUCUAUUCCCACCCCCAGUUGAAAGAUACCCGCUGCUGAUAGAUGCGAUUCUUUCGAUCCAUCCUACUCCACCGAGUUUAGCGACACCUUCAAUACUUUGUCUCCAAGAAGUAACCGAUGGUUUUCUCCAACAUCUUCUCUCCAAUAAUGCUAUUCGGACCCGAUACCCUCUAUGCACACAUUCUUCAAACUCGGUUCUCCCUAGUAUCAGGAAUUGUGUUAUAUUUGCUACACUUUCGUGUGGACCGUUCGAAUGGCAAUGGCUUGACUUCACCAAACGCCAUAAGGGUGCGGUUAUUGCAUCAUUUCCGAAACUGGGGAGUCCAGAUAAACCACUUGUUGUGGCGACUGUCCAUCUUACUUGUGGUCUUGGUGAUGGGAGUGUUUCAGCAAAGGCUAUUCAGUUGAAAACACUCUCAGCAUAUCUACGCACUAAACACUCCGCUAGUGAUUGGAUUGUAGCGGGAGACUUCAACCUCCAGACCUCAAUACAAAGCAUUGAUUCGGCGUUGGCGAGUGGAAGUAUCUCAAAAGAUACUCACGAAUUGGUCCGGAAAGGGCUAAUUGACGAGGAGCUCUUCUCUGACUCUUGGGAAAUAUUUUUUGGCUCAAACGAGGAAGAUUUUGUCCCUUAUGAGGCGGAUAAUACCGUUGCAGAGAUCAAGGGGGAGGGGGAGUGGGGAGCCACGUUCAAUCCAUUCACGAACCCGGUUGCAGCGAAGAUCGUGCGAUGGAACAGUGAUCCUCGCCCUCAGAGGUACGAUCGGGUACUGAUAAAGAGGACUGGAGAUUUGAGGGUUAGGAGUGUAUGCCGCUUUGGAUUUCCAGAGAUUAAUUCCCAGGACAGUGAAAAAACACUGGAAUGUGGCAGUGACCAUUGGGGUGUUAGCGUUAUGUUGAAUUUCCGCCCGGAUGUCGGAGAUGCCGGCGGGCAGAGAAACGGUGCAAGGUUACAACUCUCGGAGAUAUAUAUCGAUGAUAAACUUCUGAAAGCCCUUGUUGACCCCUACAUGCCUUGCAAGACUGAUCGUGAUGCUAGAGAGGCUGCUAUAACGUCUCUAAGAGAGAUUCUGCUACAAGAGCAGGAAUCAGUACUUGGGGUUGGAUUUAAACCUUCUCGUGGGGCUAUCCCGAUUAUCUUGGCCCCCGUGGGUAGCUAUGCUCUGGGUGUCCAUGGUAGGGAUUCUGACAUAGAUUGCCUCUGUGUUUCAACCAUUUCUGCAAAGACCUUUUUUGAGGUUGCGAGAAAAAGGAUUAGAAGGUUUGGCGGCGAACGAGGAAUCCGCUUGACAAGAUUUGUUGAUUCCAAGGUCCCUGUCUUGGAGGUGAAGGUUGGGAAUAUAAAGUUUGAUCUACAGUACUGUCAAUCCCUGGCAAUAAUUGAGCAUUGGUCGGCUAUUCCACUUCUACCUCCGAAUGACUCGGUAUUCUCAUUGCCUGCAUCCGGGCUCAAAUCUCUUAAUUCCUAUCGAGAUACUGAAUUUCUCCUUCGUACGAUACCAAAUAUCAAUGUCUUCCGUCUAGCACAUCGCUUCAUCAAAAUAUGGGCUCUUGCGAGUGGGGUAUUUUCCUCACGAUUCGGAUAUCUCGGUGGCUUUCACAUAACUCUUCUGUUGGCACGCAUAUGCAAACUGGCUGAUGGAGAUCCAAAGGAUGUUACUGCGGCAAAGAUCGUUAGGUUAUUCUUCGCUUAUUACUCAAAAACCGAGUGGUUGACGGAGAUUAUUUGUGAUCCGGAGUUCUCAGCUGGAGCUAGUUAUCAGCGGUUUUCUCGGGAGCCAAUGGCCGUUACUAGCAUCUAUGCGCCAGUGGUCAAUGUUGCGAGAAAUGCCACCAGACACAGUGUGUCCGCGCUAACACGGGAGUUUGAACUUGCGGAAAAGGCUCUUGAUAGUGGGCGGUGGGACCUAAGAUCGAUGGGGAGAGAAAACGAGUUUUUAGCGGAAUAUGAAAGCUAUGUAAAGAUCGACGUUCAAUAUUGGGGAAACACCUUGAGGAGAGGAAAGGCGUUAACUCUAUGGGUGGAAAGCACAAUCCCCUUGCUUCUAGUUGGGUUAAAUACCAAAGCACCUUUUAUAUUCGCACGGGUUUGGCCACAGAGGUUCGUUAGCACCACCGAGCUCGAUGAAUGGACUGAACUGCGAGGGUUUUACCUAGUAGGACUGUCCAACAAUGGCACUAGAGAAGGGAGGUCGAAAGAGCAAAAGCAAAAGGAUGAGAAUACGUUCAUGGAAAUUCUACAGGGAUUUGAGCAGCACCUCAAAGAGCGUUCAACAUGUGCGCUUGAAUACGAUUCCACAGACUCAUGGAUUCAAGUCCAGUAUGUUCGAAGGUCCUCUCUGGGAGCUGUCAAAAUAGAUGAGCGAGAUUGGGGCGAUAACGGUCCUGAGGACGAUCUCAUACAGAAUGAAGAUAACCUUACUGAUACCGAACUGGGCUCGGAUGAUGAAGGAUACGUGCGCAAUGACGAUCAGAAUUGUCCGGGCGUCAAAGAGACAUCGUUGUCAAAAACCAGGAAACCGCCCAAAAGGCCUGUACCUGGCAGAAAACUCCGACCGGCACUCGACGUGAUCAAUCGGAUCAGGUGGGAUCCAUCUUUGGACCCGGACGAUUUUCUGAUAGGAUAUGAAGACAGGUUUAAAGGAAUCAGAGAGAUGGAUGUUGGGAAGUGGAAGAUGGAGCAGACGGACCUAGAAUUUAUUCCGCUACAUCGGGUUGCGUACUUUAAGAGGCGAAGUGAUGGGGUAGUGGUUUGGGAUCGGGAAACGAAGAACGACCUUUUGUUUGGAAAUAAGGUCGGGGAGAGCGGGGAAUGA